ACAGUGAGCUAGUAACAUACUAGUAGCUGAUUCGAGUUCGAGCGAGUGAAAUCACUGCAGCACAGCAAGGCCACGGAGCAAUACAAGGCUAGCCUAAGGCUUGGUUGGACUGUUGGAGAAGUACUUUACUACAAAAAGCAAGUAUUCUAAACCUUGACCUCCCAGUGGCUUCCAGCAUGAUGUUGCGAUAUUUCAACCGAUGGAUGAGCAGUAUAUCCAUGAUUGCGCGUUCAGAUCAGCCCCCAGUGAGAUGUCUUUCAGGAACUCCAAAUUACUCCAGCGGCAAUCCUUCAGACAAGUAUGAUAACCUGAAAGCUGUAAAGACACCAAUGCUACCUCCCGAUACUUACAAGGGCAAAACUGUGUUUAUGACAGGCGGAGGAACAGGAUUUGGAAAGUCAAUGACGAAAACAUUUUCUGAACUUGGAGCUGAGGUUGCUAUUGUCAGCAGAUCUGCAGAUGUUCUGAAGAGAACAUCAGAAGAGAUCUCCGCUGAGACUGGAAACCCUGUUCAUCCAAUCCCUGCUAAUAUCAGAGAUCCUGAGGCAGUGAAAGCCUCAGUAGAUCAGUUUGUAGAGAUCUGUGGAGGUCUACCGGAUGUCAUCAUCAAUAAUGCUGCUGCCAACUUUGUGGCUCCAACAGAACGACUUUCUCCCAAUGCUUGGUUUACAAUCGUUGAUGUAGUGUUGAAUGGUACGAUGUAUGUGACUCUAGAUAUUGCAAAGAGACUCAUCAAAGAACAGAAAGGGGCAAAUUUCCUGACGGUCAGUACCACCUAUGGAACCUAUGGCUCACCAUUUGUAGUUCCCAGCGCAGCUGCUAAGAGUGGCAUAGAAAACCUUACAAGGUGUUUGGCUGUAGAGUGGGGCCGUUAUGGGCUGCGAUUCAACACAAUGACUCCAGGUCCAGCAUACACACAGGGAGCCAUGAGCCGGCUAGAUCCGACAGGGCAGUUCUGGAAGAAAAAGAUCAAAGAUACUCCUAUUGGUCGACUGGGGGAGUUGGAGGAGAUAAGUAACCUUGCAUCUUACAUCUGCAGUGACUAUGCUAGUUGGUUCAAUGGAGAGAAUUUCAUUUUGGAUGGCGGUCUGGCGCUCCAGGCUUCUGGAGCGUUCAGUGACUAUCUGGAGCUAAGUAAAGAUGACUGGGAUCUAGCGGAGACACUGAUUAGAAAGACCAAGGGUUCAUGAUAGCAUGGUAUUAUCAUCACAUGACCAUCACAUGAUCGUCACAAGAUCAGAUAUCAUAUGAUCAUCAAGUAUCAAUCAUCAUUAAUCAUUGUGAUAUUGCAUGAAAAUAGAAUGCCAGUAUGUGUUGUCUGUCAACAGGUUGUUAUCAAAUAUACCCAACAAAAAGUCCCCCCUUAAACAAACAUCCAUAAUUUCCGAACCAAAGCAAGUUUUUCAUAUAUUAUUAUAUGAGCGUGUAGGUAAUUUUAUAAGCCACCCUCUGAGUAAAUGUUAUGGAGGUACUUUAUGUCAUGCUUCAUUGAGCACCGCCAGAAGACAAAAUUGUCACUUUUCAAAAGUCACAAGCCAAAUAUCAUGAUUUUGAUUCCACUUUAUUGAAACGAAUUCCGCAUUCUCAUCAUGAAAAAUAGAAGGCUUGUAAAAGGUACUUUCUAAAAGACGAUACAAGUUUUUUGGCUAACUUUCAUGGUUGAAUAAACACAAGUUAAAAUUUGCUAUAAUUUGAUUUUUUACACAUUUCUAUCGAUAAAAAUGAUUUUCAAGACUGUCCUUAGCAAUGUCCAUUUGGCAGUUAUGUUUAUCAACCUACGGGCAGAAUUCUGUGCAAAAAUGAAAUUGAGAUGUUUAUUUAUGGAUGAGUGAGCAUGCAUCAAAGUGGGAAAAGGGGCAUUUUCAAUGUCACAGACUCAUUUGAGGGGUUAUAAAGUGAAUAAUGGGGGCAAAUUCGGUUUCAAAUGUCACUUAAUUGCUGUAGUUUUUAUCAUCCAUCAGUUUAUCACCACACACUUUCCGAACUUUUUACAUUUUCAUGGUUGAGCGAGCACAUUCAAAAACUUGGGAAUGAAUACUCUUUAUACUGCAUAUAUGUAUCAUUUUCCUAACAAUUUCUCAGGAUCAGUUGAAUUUAUGGACAAGUCAAUGUGGAUCAAGAAUUUUAAAAUGGGGAGGGGCCGAGUAAUUGGGGGAGUCACCAACAUUUUCCAAUUUUAACAUGUUUUAACAAGUUGUAGGGGAUACUGCCAUAAACCCCUAUGAUGAUACGUCACAAAACAUUGUGCUCACUCAACCAUAAACAUAAGAUAUCAAAAUUUUGUGUGGAGUGGCUAUAUGAUGGAUAGUAAAACAGCAUUAACACCAUAAAAUUCACCUAAAAACAACCUUUGCCCAACUUUGUAUGUACACAGUCUUGAAAAACUACUCUUGUGCCUUUCAAAAAUUGUCAUUUUUUAUUCAAUCUUUGAUUAGUCAUGCAUGACUCAGAUCAAUCUCAUUUUUCCCCAGGAGUAGCUUAAUGAGUGUAGAAAACCACCUACGAAAUAUCAUAUUUCAAAAUUAUUGCAUUCAAAAGUUACAGCAAUUUGAUUUAGGGGGGACUUUUUUUGUUGUGUAUAGUUUGUAUACUGUGUAUGAUAUAUAUCAUUUGAAGAAAAUCAUUGAUUAAAGCAAAAGAAGGAAAUGUCAAUAUUCAACAUUCCAUCACCAUGGUUCUAUUUGAUUACAUUGAGAAGGAUAAAAAGAGGAACAAAAAUGUUUUGGUAGACCUUUAAUUCCCCUUAAUAUAGAAUAUAUUGAAAUAAUGAUGGAUGGAAUUAGUUGUAAAUAACAACAAAAACAACAGAUGAUAUGGUUAUAAAUUGAUUCUUAUCUCUGACUGAAAUAAACUAGUUUAUUGCUGAAUGUGUCUUAACUUUAAAACACAUUACAGUGAUAAAAAAUGGUAGUUCUAUUUGUUACCAAAAUGCUCAAUAUUCAUACAUGUAGUUAAAUAGUGCCAACUGAUGCAUCUGUAAGCUUGCUGCAUAUGUACCUGAAAUAGUAGAAGUAGGCGUGGUUGUCUGAUUGGAAAAAAUUACAUGAGUACUCAGGGCGAUUUAGCCCAUGUCUAAGCUUAUUCAUUGAAGGCAUUAGGCUGUUAAAAGUAGCCCCUGAAAGUAAAAAAAAAUAAUAAUAAUUUGUGCUGGAUAAAUAUGUAUCUGAAAAUGCUGGAAAAGAUGCCUUCUGUGUGAUGCAAUAUAUGACAAAACAUCAUUAUAAACAUAUUUUAAUCUGUCCUUUGCAGCUGGUAAUACUCAAGUUGAUAUGAAAUCAUGAUUAUCUUUGUAUCAAAGAUUUUAUUGAUAAACACUUUAUGAUUGAUUUAAUUGCAGUUAUAUAGGUGCUUACCAGCUUAUUUUUGUGAAGACUUUGAAACAGACUGUGCUUGACCGCAAUUAAUGCAUGCUGGAUUUUCAGUUUGGAAACUCACUCAUUUUCAUUAGGUACAAUUUCUAAAUUAUGCUUAUUAGUAGACAUGCCCUUGAAACUUAUUUGUGUGAGUGAAAAGUACUUUUACAGGAUAUUAUAAAGUUUAUUUAGUAGUUUAAUUGUUUAAUUUAUAGUUAUUACAAAGAUAUUAUAAGCCAUUGAUUUAUACAAUGUUAUGAUUAAGAAAGUAUAGUUAAUUUGAAUGAUUACAGAUCCAUGAUAUUAUUGGUUACAAGUUAUGUUUUAAUCAGAUUUCUCAGACCUUCACUAAUUUAAUUCUUUCAUCUGUUGUCAUCUAACCAAUUAAUCAUAAGUAUAUGGACAAUCCAUGUAUCAGAGGCAGUCCAUGACACGACAGGUCGAUGCUAUACCCCCGGGGGGGGGGGGGGCACUUCCAUUGACGAGUGGAUACCAUGCGCGACCAUGGGGUCUCGAAAUGCACCCUAAACAAUAAUUUUUCAUUUUCUGAAAAUGCACCCCUUAGCAAGUAUCGGCGUGUGAAACCCUACCCUUAACAAUUAUUGGAAACAAAACGUUACCCUUAACAAAUUUCCUGCAUUAACCCAUAAACAAGUACAACGAUAUCUUAAUUAUUAUGUCACGGACAUCGGCUUUACCUUUACACUUUGGAUUUAGUACCACCCCACACACCUCGCUCAAAUUGGACCCUAAACACGUAGGCCCGAAUUGACAAAGGUGGUUUCAUUUAAAACCAUGGUUUUUAGAAACCGUGGGUUUUAGAAACCAUGGUUUUAAAAAAAACAUGGUUUCCAAAACCUGCGAUUCACAAACGAUGGUUUCUAAAACCCACGGUUUCAACAGUGGUCUCAAAUGAAACCAUGGUUUUUGCAGAAACCACCUUUGUGAAUUUGGGCCUACGUGUAGGGGCAAAAAUUACAUCCUUUAUAAAGUAUUUUAGUCUCUUUAUACCCUUGCAAAUUAAUUCUUAGAGAAAUAUAUACCUUUUUUUCAUUAUUUUAGUGUUUUGACACCCUUAUUACGUUGCAUACGUAACGUGCCCUAUCUUGAAAAAGAGAUGAUUUUUGGCUAGCAUGGUAUCCACUCAUCUAUGGAAGUGCCCCCCCACCCUGGGGAUCCCCCUAUUGAGUAUUUACUCAAUGCAGGGCUUUGAUAUGAAUCAUGAUGUUACCAUAUUGAACCAGGGUUAUAUUAUGCAUAUACAAAGUGUAUGUCUAGAGUUUUGAUCUAAUUCUCAAAAUAUCUGAAACAGGCAUCAAUUUUAAUAGUAUUUAUCACUGUAGUUGUUUAUUUUCACAAUGUGUUAUGUUUUUUUUAAUAAAGUAAAUUGAUAAUUUGUAUGUAAAGGGGAAUCUAACCUUUAAAGGAUUUGUGUUAAGGCCGAAAAGAUGAGAAACAGAAAGUCUUAAAGAAAUGGACAAGGAAAGAAAGUUAGGACUGUUUUAAGAAUGAGAUCACUAUAUAUGUAUCUCAAAUUGGCAACUUGGUGGGAUAAUUGUGACAAAUGAUGGAGACAUAUUAUCUCCCACGUGUCCUAUACUUAAGUAAUGGGAAUGUGUGGUUUUCUCGUCUAUAAGCACCCCCCCCCCCCAACAAUAAUGAAUUAUAACAUAGAAAUCAUGUAGGAAGGAAAUAAUCAUAGUAAAAGUUCUUGGGGGAAAAAUAAAUUUUUAGUUGUCUCAUUUGAUCAAAUAUAUAGUCCUCACUCUGCAUCUCAAUAACAUGUCCUUUGCAACCGAUCAGAAAUCUUCAUUUGUAGUGAAUAAACAUAAUUAUAGUUGUUAAUUUUACAACUUUACAAAAUGCAUAUAUAUCUUAUUGCUUAUCCUGUUUAUGUUAGAUUCCCCUCUAUGUCCUCUUAAAAAGAGUUGUUUUAUUUACUGUAGCUGAAAGCUGAAAUUAUUGAUAUAUAUUUUUUCAGAAUAAAUUUCCAAUGAUUUAAAAUCAAA
Molecule: messenger RNA, 5362 nt
Organism: Lytechinus pictus (painted urchin)
Lineage: Eukaryota; Metazoa; Echinodermata; Echinoidea; Temnopleuroida; Toxopneustidae
Product: 2,4-dienoyl-CoA reductase [(3E)-enoyl-CoA-producing], mitochondrial-like
Exons: 7
Coding region: 177-1190 (337 amino acids)
Biological process (GO): fatty acid beta-oxidation
Cellular component (GO): mitochondrion
Molecular function (GO): 2,4-dienoyl-CoA reductase (NADPH) activity
Source: RefSeq, a predicted model, not a curated record